AUGCUGACGACCAAAACCAGAUCUCGCAGAGGGUCUCAGGUUUGCUGCUUCCUCAUUCUUCUGCUGCUCGUGACCCUCAUCAUCCUAUACUUAACGGUCUUCAAGCCGAAGCAACCGGAAGUGCGCGGCACGGUGGUCGGCCUCCGGCAGAUCGAGUUCCAGCCCUUCCCCAACUUCAUGCUGAACAUUACGCUGGUUGUGGCCGUCACCAUCGAGAAUCCCAACUACGCCGGCUUCGAGUUCGAGAGCGGGACGACCUUGAUCUUCUACCGCGGUGUCUUGGUCGGACAGGCGCCGGUGAUGGAAGGGGAAGUCGGCGCGCGCUCGACGGAGACGCUCAGCGUGUACGUCGAACUCGAGGUGUCGACGAUCACAGCCAACCCCAACUUCGUGCAAGACAUCGCCUCGGGAAUUCUGCCUCUUGAGUCGUCCACGAGCGUUCGGGGGAAGGUGACCAUUCUGGGGGUCUUCAAACUCAAUGCAUCCGUUUUCACGUCGUGUGAUAUAACCGUGGCCCUUCUUUCUCGCUACGCGAGCGCGACCUGCAAUUCCAGAUCACAAUUGAAGGAUGUUUCUUCACCCAAAAAAGAUGGACUGUUCAACAAGGUCAGGGAGAUUGCAGCUAUGCACAUCUAG
This is a messenger RNA of Musa acuminata AAA Group (dessert banana), 636 nucleotides long. RefSeq lists its product as uncharacterized. Lineage: Eukaryota; Viridiplantae; Streptophyta; Magnoliopsida; Zingiberales; Musaceae. The transcript is spliced from 2 exons. The record is from RefSeq and is a predicted model, not a curated record. Bases 1 to 636 code for a protein of 211 amino acids.